This is a messenger RNA of Cololabis saira (Pacific saury), 3382 nucleotides long. RefSeq names its product MLLT3 super elongation complex subunit (gene mllt3). The transcript is spliced from 13 exons. Gene Ontology annotation, cellular component: super elongation complex. The record is from RefSeq and is a predicted model, not a curated record. NCBI's taxonomy places the organism in Eukaryota, Metazoa, Chordata, Actinopteri, Beloniformes, Belonidae. The coding region runs from base 100 to 1842 and encodes 580 amino acids. Gene Ontology annotation, biological process: regulation of DNA-templated transcription.
GUGAACCUCCAGUGCGGGAGAGAGCAUGUCGGCCGCCAGCGGCGAGAUCCCGGUCAAAGCCACCUCUCCAUGAGAUAGUAGUCCCGCGGGGCCGCGACGAUGUCCAGCUCGGGCGCCGUCCAGGUGAAGCUGGAGCUGGGGCACCGAGCCCAGGUCAGGAAGAAGGCCACGGUGGAGGGCUUCACCCACGACUGGAUGGUGUUCGUGCGCGGACCCGAGCACAGCAACAUCCAGCACUUCGUGGACAAGGUGGUGUUCCACCUGCACGAGAGCUUCCCCCGCCCAAAGAGAGUGUGCAAGGAUCCACCGUACAAAGUGGAGGAGUCUGGAUAUGCAGGCUUUAUCUUGCCAAUUGAAGUUUACUUCAAAAACAAGGAAGAACCGAAGAAGGUUCGUUUCGACUACGACCUGUUCCUCCAUCUAGAGGGUCACCCGCCUGUCAAUCAUCUCCGCUGCGAGAAGCUCACCUUCAACAACCCCACAGAGGAGUUUCGUAGGAAGCUGCUGAAAGCCGGAGGGGUAGGACUGCAACGGGAUCCUCUCAAGCGAGGUUCGGAGGAAUCAAAAGUGAUGGUGAUGCAGGAGGGGUCGACCUCUCUGUUCAGCCAGCACCUCAAGCUGCCCACGCUGCCCAACAGCUCGCUCACGGCCUUCGCCGACCCAAAGAAGAGCAGGAGCUUCCACGGAUCAAAGGAUGGCUCCAAAGGAGGUGGCACCACCCUCCUCACCACUGCCACCACCACCAGCACCAACAGUAGCAGCUUCUCCAAACUCCACAAACCCUCAAAGGACCACAAAGUUAAGCCUCCUAAAGACUUAAAGGAGCCCAAAAGUGCCUUCAGAGACUCUGGCUGGGAAACCGGCAAAGCCCCCAAAGAAUCUUCCAAAAAACCCAAAGAGAACCAACCACUUAGAGACAACAAUCCUAAGAUGGGCUUCAAGGAACCCAAGUCUUUCUCCAAGGAGCACCGGAGCGAGGGCAUGACCCAUGGGCCGGGGCUGACCAAGCGCCUCUCCGCUCCGGACAGCAACGAUCUCGUGACCAAAAAACGCAAAAAGGGAUUUUCAGAUUCAUCAGGAAAGCAGAUGUCGGGCUCAGACGUUCAGCGCUCGGAUAAAAAACUCUUGAAGGACAGGUUGCAAAUGGGAACGAGCAAAUUACGAGCAGACGGCGACGAGGCCGAGCGCAGGAAGACGUCUACGCUGCUGCCCUUCCGGGAGCCGGACCGCAACGACUCGGACAUGGAGGACCAGUCCACCAAAUCAGACUCCGAACAGCCCAGCCCUGCCAGCUCCAGCUCCAGCUCAGGAUUCGCUCCCACGGCCCACAAACGCCAAGUUCUGGGGCCGCUGCAGUCGGUGAUGCAGGACCUGCACUCGGACGACAACGACUCGGAGGACGACGACGACGACAACGACCUGGACUCUGACGCUGAGAGAGCAGCGCACACGCACCCUGCACACCAGCAGCGCAGGGUCAGUUUGAGCGACGGCAGCGAGAGUGACGGCUCCCCGUCACCACCCUCCUCCCGUAAAGAGGCCCCCGGGCUGCUGAAGACUAACACCCAGAUCCUGGAGGUGAAGAGUCCCGUCAAGCAGAGCAAGCAGGACAAGAACAGAAUUACAGAUUGUGACAAGGCAUACCUGGAUGAGCUGGUGGAGCUGCACAAACGACUGAUGACGCUGAGAGAGAGUCACAUUCUGCAGCAGAUCGUCAACCUCAUCGAAGAGACGGGACAUUUCCACAUCACCAACACUACGUUUGACUUCGACCUGUGCUCCCUGGACAGAAGUACGGUCCGGAAGCUGCAGAGCUACCUGGAAACCUCUGGUCUGUCCUGAAGCUCCGGGAAGCUGCAGAGCUACCUGGAAACGUCUGGUCUGUCCUGAAGCUUCGGGAAGCUGCAGAGCUACCUGGAAACCUCUGGCCUGGCCUGUCCUGAAGCUCCGGGCUGCUGGAUCCGUGUCCACCCUGACUGUCGUCCCCCCUGAAACACUAACUCCUCGCUGUGGCUGCUUUGAGUCCCGCUGUCCCGGUGGACGGGGCUCUCUGAGCCCAGACGUCGUCCUGCUGCAGAACCAGAGCCGGGUGGGGGGCCCGGGCCCCGGGCCUCUCCAUCACUAGCUCACCUGGAAAGCCUUGAAACGUCAAUUGAUCCCACUCUAAAUGAAUGUGCAUAUUGUUACCAUGUAUGUUUCCUGACUUGUUGUUGGUUGUGACAAGUGCAUGGUCAGCAUUGCCUUACUACAUUGUAGAUCUUAUUUAUUGAGUUUAAUUUGCGUGUGUGUGCGUGCGUGCGUGCGUGCGUGCGUGCGUGCGUGCGUGCGUGCGUGCGUGCGUGCGUGCGUGCGUGCGUGUGUGUGUGUGUUUGAAAUGGCACUUCAUAACUGUGUGACAGCUGAGCGUUUGAGCUGAAAUCAAAUAUCACACUUUGACUGAGGACACAAACUUGCUGCAGCAGGUGUGAGGGCUGAGAAUUCUGCAUUUCUAUUCUGGUCUGUUGUUCUUGGGGGGGGGGGGGGGGGUCUCCCAAUGAAUGCUGUAAUUAAAUGUGCAAUUUCACAUUAAAUAAAAGCAGAAGCGGCAGCGAGAGCUGACUUGAGCAGACGCAUCGGCUCUUUGCAGGAAUCCCACUGCAAGCUGCUGUCAGUAAAAGAGUAAAAGAGGGAGACGGAUCAGCAGAAACAUGCAGCUCCCUUCUUAAAAGGAAACUCCUUAAGUUUGUUUUUGAGACAAAUGAACACCACUGUGUGUAAAAUGACACGACGAACUACGACUCUACCCCCUCACCACGAAGACAGGAGUCUGGCAGGUUUCUGUUUUAAACGUCUGUCUCUGUAACAUGAUGAUUGAGUACAAAUCUGUAAAAAUGUGUGAGCUGAGCGGCCUCGUGGGGCCGGAGAGGAGCGACUGUGACCUCACUUCCUGCUGAACGCUCAGCAUGUUGCUGUAGGAGACUACCCAUGAUCCUCUGCAGUUUGAUCAGAAACAAACGCUGCUGGUUAUCAGAGGACACGUCUCAGCCCUGGAGGGAGAGGAAACUCCCAGGAGCCUUUGCGACGCUGUGAGGAGGUUUUUGGGGUACGGGAGGGGCUGCUGCUGUUCUGGAUAUAAAAACAGAAUUGACUUGUUUUUAUUUAUUUUGGGAGUUGUGGAGUUGUGGAGUUGUGGAAUCCGCGCAGCAUUAAUUUUCCAAGGAGGGCCUCUCUUAGAUUUGUAUAAAUGGUGUUUGAAGAUGGAGGCCCUUCACAAACCCUGCUGGGGGUUUUCUACCCUGAGCUCUGUCUUAGGGGCUCUUUUGUACUUUGAGAAAAAUUCAAUAAAUACUCUGUAAGGUGUACAGAUGAACGACUCGUGCGUGAGCAGUCUUGUUUCAUUGUG